AUGUCGCCCUCUCCCCAAUUAGCUCCGCCCGGGAGCAGCACAUACUCCUCCAAUACUCUACACGUUGGGGACGGAACAUGGGAUUCCCAGCGGAAUACCUUCCUCCUGCCCAACCUGAUGGGUCUCAAUUUUGAGACAAUGCAAUAUAAUGGAAUGGGCAAUCGUUUUCGAAACAUGGCCGGAUAUCACUCUCUUAUCCGAGGUCAUGGUGUGAUUGCGGCGAUAACGUUUCUCGGCCUCGUCCCUAUCUCCAUCCUAAUAGCUCGAUUCUACUCGCGAAGCUCGUACUGGUCGCUUCGAUUGCACAUAUGGAUGCAAAUCCUCACUCUAUUCCUCACGACGGUUGUCUUUGUCACUGGUUGGUUUGCGGUCGGGCCCAGUCGAAGUUUGACAAAUCCGCAUCAUGGAAUUGGGCUUGCCAUAUAUGUACUCGUUAUAUCUCAGAUAUUAUGGGGCUGGUUUGUUCAUAAUCGGCUAAAGGGCAAGAGAAGACUAUAUCAGCCCUUCACAUUAAUGAUUCACAGUUGGCUGGGUCGAGCGAUCGCUCUCCUUGGUCUUGCUCAAAUACCUCUUGGCCUCACUCUUUACGGGUCACCCUUGUCCUUGUUCAUCCUAUACGCUUUAGCUGUGUUCACUCUGCUUGUAAUUUAUUUUGUCCUCUCUUAUCUUCGCGAACGGCGCUUGGGUCUCGAUUACGAUAGGCGCAGUUAUUCAGCAGGACCGGAAGUCAUCGACGACAGGAAUGGCUCUCUUGCAGCUGCUGGUGCCGCUGGGGCUGGAGCUGCUAUUCUGGGGAGUCGGAUUCGGAGGCGCUCACGGAGCAGAAGCUCGAUCGACGAUAGAUCUGAGAGAGCGCCUUACACCGAUGAAAAGUCAGAGGACCAACGUCCGGCAGGCUGGAAAAGAAAGUUGUUUCAGUUCGCUGGAAUUGCAGGUGCGGCAGGGUUGGCAAAACAUGCCUUGGAUAAGCGCCGUGAUCGCGAGGGCGAUGCCGAAUCUGGAAGAUACCGCCCAGCCCACACAGCGACGGAGAGCUAUGAUGAUGAUUAUACAGAGAGUCGACUUGAAGAAGGACGAACUCCACCGCCAGCAGCUCACCGCCAUCGGUACGAGCAGUCGCCCAGUGCACCUCAAACCCAGUAUACGGAAUCUGAAUUUACGAGUAGAAAUAUCGGAGGGCAUGGACCGCGGAAUGCAAUGUUUGGCGCAGGUAUAUUGGGUGCAGUCAAAGGCUUGUUCAAGAGCCGUGCAGCGCGAGAAGAGGAGAGACGACUGGAAGAACUGAGACGGGCUGACCUGGAAAGUGAAAGAAUGAUGAGAGAGAGGAGAUAUACUGGCGAUGGUCGCCCUUCUCGAAGAAACGAUCAGCGAUAUCCGUCCUUUAGCGAGGUAACUGGCCCCACGGACGCGGAAACUGUACAAUCUGCACCAAGCGAUGGCCCUCCAGUUCCCCCUCACCACCAUGAGCUUGGUUCUGAUACGGUGACGUCUCUGGACCAGAGAGCUGACCCGGGUGCGGCUGCUGGAGGAGCAGCAGCCGGUGCUUCAAAUCAACAUCGGUUCAGCGGUACGCAAGGAGAGUCUGUCGAAUCUCCUCCGGUCUCGAUCAAAGUGAAAUUGCACAACAAUGGUCGUCGCGUUACGUUGAGACAAUUGACCCGAGAGGAGGCAGAAGCAACCCGCGAAGCAAGGCGCAGGGAUCGCAGUAGAUUCGGACGUCGUCGUCGUGAAGCCUCACUAUCUGGAGGCGAAGGCGACGAUCAUUGGCGCAGAGUUGAAGAGCUGGAGCGACAACAGGAACAGGAGAUGCGGAAUGGCAAUGCAUCCGUCGUGAGCGCUGGCCCUUCUGCUCCUCCUCCAGCACCGCCGGUCUCUCAACCUGAACCUAAGCCGCCGGCUGGCAGUGGCCUUUCUCCGAUACCACCGCCUCCUAUUCCUGCUGCUGGAGCUAUACAUUCUCCUUUGACCAUGAGCACCGACCUGAGCGGCAGCUUCGCCAGCCGAAGUGGUCGACGACGUGCGGAGCGAAGAACACAAGCCAGACAAGGGGGAAGUCGGGUGGAAUUCACAUAAUGAACCCGGCCAAACCAGUUCUUUGAUUCAUGCACAUAUAAGUCGGACGAAACUGUUAACGUUUUAUGGAAUUAUAUUAUGAAGUAUGAAGUUUAGGAAAUACAUGGCUGGGCAACUGGGCGAACAGGAUAUUCUCUCAAAGGUAAGUUAUACGAUCUGGAGUUGGAUUGGGAGAAUUUAUCAUCGAACCUCUUUCUAUCUCUGAAAGUCAGCUUUGAUAUCUUUGAUUUUGUUCUCAAGUUUCGGUGUCAGUCUACCCCCUAUGUGUAAAACCAUGAUUCAAAAACAGUUUAUUGAGUUAUUUUGGAUCAUGCAUUUUGUUAUUUCCAGAAAGCGCCAUAUUUCUUCUCUGUUGUGGAACAAUUGACUGAAUAUGGUGCAACAAAUUCUACAUUCCUUUUUGGCAUAGCUUUUCAGAUCUGGGAAGCAAAUUGAUUAUACAUUCCUUUAUGAAUUCCAUCCACAUGAUGGUUGCCUUUAACUGUUUGUUCCUUCGGAAAUAGCGUUUCCUGCAGGCUAGAAUCGCUGUUCGGACAGAUAGCUGGCAACAAAAAUUUGGCCAAUGGAGCAAGAUAUAAUGAUA
Coccidioides immitis RS is the source of this 2656-nucleotide messenger RNA. RefSeq lists its product as uncharacterized. The record is from RefSeq and is a predicted model, not a curated record. NCBI's taxonomy places the organism in Eukaryota, Fungi, Ascomycota, Eurotiomycetes, Onygenales, Onygenaceae. The transcript has 3 exons. The coding region runs from base 1 to 2073 and encodes 690 amino acids. Gene Ontology annotation, molecular function: transmembrane monodehydroascorbate reductase activity.